UUGAAACUUGAAACGGCUCCAUUCUCCAGUUUCCUCUCUUCAGAUUCCUACUCCACUACUAGUAGUAGAAGUAAUCUCUAUUUCAAUUCCUACAAAAAGCCACUGUGAGCGAUGCGAUCGGACGCGACUGAGCUUCAAGCCUUCAUUGUUCUACAAUGUACAUUAUCUACUGAGGUGAUUGCCGGAUUUGCAUUUUAAACUUCUCAUCUACUGAAAGUUAAAGAGAUCAGGCGUUAAUUAAACAAAAAGAGGAAUCGACACGACGCAAAACGUGUGUUUGUGUUGAAAUGAGAGACGACAAAUGUCAGUAGUUGAAGAAAGCGCAUUGGGGAAGACGAAUACAAGGAGGCCUUGGAUUUAUGUUGUCAGGAAGGUUAUCAAAGCGGCGGGUGACACUUAUCCGUAUAAAGCCUUCACUCCACUCUGUUCAUAUUGCUUUUGGAGCUCAAAACUUUCUCUGUUUCUUUGUUCGAAGUUCUUCUGUAUAUCGUCUACUGGUGCGGAUCUGGUCUGAUCUACAAAUAGCUGUGGGCAGGAACAGAAUCUCAGUGCGAAGAUCGAGGCCAUCGAGCCAUGGAUCUCCAUUAUGGCAAGUGUUGGAGUACUUCAAAGAAAGACUCUUGGAAGACAGUUUUGCUGUUAGCUUAUCAAAGCCUUGGUGUGGUCUACGGGGACUUGAGCAUCUCCCCUCUCUAUGUUUUCAAGAGCACAUUUGCGGAGGACAUUCAGCAUUCUGAGACUAAUGAAGAGAUUUUUGGUGUGCUUUCUUUCGUCUUCUGGACGCUCACUCUAGUUCCUCUAUUCAAGUACGUCUUUGUGGUUCUUCGAGCCGAUGACAAUGGAGAGGGUGGCACUUUUGCUUUAUACUCCUCGAUAUGCAGGCAUGCCAAAGUUAGUCUUCUUCCAAAUAGGCAGGUUGCAGAUGAAGCACUAUCUACAUAUAAACUAGAGUCCCCUCCGGAGAAGAAAAAUAGCUCACGGGUGAAAAUUUUGCUUGAAAAGCACAAGGCCCUGCACACUGCUUUGCUAAUCUUGGUUCUGCUUGGUACCUGCAUGGUAAUCGGAGAUGGGUUACUCACACCAGCAAUUUCUGUUUUCUCAGCCGUUUCAGGCCUUGAGUUAUCAAUGUCCAAGGAACACCAUCAAUAUGCAGUGGUUCCAAUUACUUGCUUCAUUUUAGUGUGUCUAUUUGCACUUCAACACUAUGGCACACAUCGGGUUGGAUUCCUUUUUGCGCCAAUUGUUCUGAUUUGGCUCCUGUGCCUUAGCACCCUUGGCUUGUACAAUAUAUUCCACUGGAAUCCACAUGUUUAUCAGGCACUUUCUCCAUAUUACAUGUAUAAGUUCUUGAGAAAGACAAGGAAAAGUGGCUGGAUGUCUUUGGGUGGAAUCUUAUUGUGCAUAACAGGCUCAGAGGCAAUGUUUGCUGAUCUCGGCCACUUCACAUACACUGCAAUUCAGAUUGCAUUUACUUUUCUAGUUUAUCCAGCACUAAUUUUAGCAUACAUGGGUCAAGCUGCAUACUUGUCAAGGCACCACCAUAUUUACAACAGUUACCAGAUUGGAUUCUAUGUCUCAGUUCCAGAAUGUGUGAGGUGGCCAGUGCUUAUACUAGCAAUAUUUGCUUCAGUGGUGGGAGGCCAGGCGAUCAUUAGUGGAACAUUUUCUAUCAUCAACCAGAGCCAAUCAUUAGGUUGCUUCCCGAGGGUCAAGGUUGUUCACACCUCUGAUAAGAUACAUGGCCAGAUUUACAUCCCUGAGAUCAACUGGAUGCUCAUGAUCCUCUGCAUUGCUGUGACCAUUGGGUUCAGAGACACAAAACACAUCGGAAAUGCAUCAGGGUUAGCAGUGAUGACAGUGAUGCUGGUGACCACAUGCCUCACUUCAUUAGUCAUUAUCAUCUGUUGGCACAAACCCCCUAUUUUGGCCCUUGCUUUCCUACUCUUCUUUGGAACCAUUGAAGUUCUCUACUUCUCAGCUUCGCUGGAAAAGUUCCUUGAUGGGGCCUGGCUCCCUAUCCUCCUAGCACUUUUCCUCAUGACCAUUAUGUUUGUGUGGCAUUAUGCAACCAUCAAGAAGUAUGAAUUUGAUCUCCACAACAAGGUAUCCUUGGAGUGGCUUCUGGCCUUAGGCCCCAGCUUAGGUAUCGCACGAGUUCCUGGAAUUGGGCUAGUGUACACUGAACUCACAUCUGGAAUUCCUGCAAACUUCUCUCGGUUUGUCACGAACUUCCCUGCAUUCCACCGUGUCCUGGUCUUUGUGUGCAUCAAGCAUGUACCUGUACCUUAUGUGCCCCCAGCCGAACGUUACCUUGUGGGCCGUAUUGGGCCCUCAGAUCAUAGGUCCUACAGGUGCAUUGUUCGUUAUGGGUACCGAGAUGUUCACCAGGACAUUGAUUCAUUUGAAUCUGAACUUGUUGAUAGGCUUGUUGACUUCAUUCGGUUUGAUGGGUAUCGGACCCUGGGGACCAAUUCAUGUGUUGAGGUCGAUGCAUCUCGUUCUAGCGAGUCCACAGGCGAGUGUAGAUUAGCGGUGAUUGGAACAGUAGCAUUCUCAGGCCUACCAGCUUAUGAGAUUGAGGAAAGUGUGCAACCGAGUAAAACUGUUAGGUUUCAGACAGUGGAGAAUAAUAAAAUAGAUGUAAUAGAGAUGGAACCGGUAGGUGCUGUUGAGAAGAGGGUAAGGUUUGCCAUCGAUGAUGAAUCGGGUGGUGGUGAUGGUGAUACACAUUCGGCGAUGGAUGAUCGGGUGCGGGAAGAGAUAGAGGAUCUGUUGGAGGCUCAACAAGCAGGAACGGCAUUUAUACUUGGCCACUCACAUGUAAAAGCAAAGCAAGGAUCCACAUUCCUGAAAAAAGCGGCUAUUGAUUUUGGGUACAAUUUCCUGAGAAGGAAUUGCCGGGGACCAGAUGUGGCUCUCAAGGUACCGCCAGCAUCUCUCCUUGAAGUUGGCAUGGUCUACGUUGUGUAGUCUGUAGUGUAGUACUAGUCCAAGCGCGCCUCGUUUGGCCUUUGGAUCAUCCAAAACUUCUUCUAGUCUAGACUCUAGAGGGAAAAAAAGUGUGUAUAACCUGAAUGUGCGGCUUGAUAGUUGAUACUUCACACCAACCAGUGUUGUUGUUUGUAAUCUAUGUAUUGUAUUUGUAUUAUAAAAUGACUGAUCAGUUUCCGUGCA
Nelumbo nucifera (sacred lotus) is the source of this 3174-nucleotide messenger RNA. Its product is annotated as potassium transporter 2-like. Gene Ontology annotation, biological process: potassium ion transmembrane transport. The record is from RefSeq and is a predicted model, not a curated record. NCBI's taxonomy places the organism in Eukaryota, Viridiplantae, Streptophyta, Magnoliopsida, Proteales, Nelumbonaceae. Gene Ontology annotation, molecular function: potassium ion transmembrane transporter activity. Gene Ontology annotation, cellular component: plasma membrane.